CCGACCACCGGAGGCGCCCGUGCGUGGGUCGGGACCACGGUACACCGAGUCCAGCAACGUUAGCGAGGCGCAAAAACAAAGGGCUCCCAUAUAACGCAAGCUGCAAGCACGCAGCCACGCUCCCAUUCCGCCUCUCCUCCACCUCGCCACCACCACCCUCCACUCCCUCGUCGUGACAGGCCGGACCCACCGCCGACGAUGGACGCCACCGGACCACCGCCGCCGCCGACCGCAGUAGGCUCCGACGUCGACGGCGGCACCGGCUCCGGCGGCGCGAGGACGACGACCUUCUUCGGACUGUCCACGUCCGCCUUGGUGGCGGCGGGGGCGGCAGCGCUGGUCCUCGUCGUCGUCCUCGUGGCGGCCGGCACCGCCAGGCUCUGCGCGCGGCGGCGGCGGGGCGCGAAGCACCUGUCGAUGUCGCGCGUCGAGCACGCGCCCUCCUCCGGCUCGCUCCGCCAGGCGUCGUCGUCGUCCGCUCCCAAGGAGAAGGACCACGCGGAGGCCGGGGCGGGCACCGGCACCGGCACGAGCUCCUCCGACGUGGCCAGCUCGUCGGCCGCGGCCAGCUACCUGGAGUCGCCGGUGAGGCGGAAGCCGGAGAGGAUCAGCUGCGCCGCGGCGAUGGACAUGGGCUGGGGGCGGUGGUACGACCUGGAGGAGCUGGAGGCGGCGACCGGCGGCUUCAGCGAGGAGAACGUGGUCGGCGAGGGAGGCUACGGCACAGUCUACCGCGGCGUGCUCGCCGGCGGCGAGGUGGUCGCUGUCAAGAACUUGCUCGAUCACAAGGGUCAAGCAGAGAAGGAAUUCAAGGUGGAGGUAGAGGCGAUCGGCAAGGUGAGGCACAAGCAUCUGGUUGGUCUCGUUGGUUACUGCGCGGAAGGGCCCAAACGGAUGCUCGUGUACGAGUUCGUCGAGAACGGCAACCUGGAGCAGUGGCUGCACGGCGACGUUGGCCCGGUCAGCCCGCUGACAUGGGACAUUCGGAUGAAGAUCGCCGUCGGAACGGCCAAAGGAAUAGCGUACCUGCACGAAGGCCUGGAGCCCAAAGUUGUGCACCGAGACAUCAAGUCGAGCAACAUCCUCCUGGACAAGAAGUGGAACCCCAAGGUAUCCGACUUCGGGAUGGCCAAGGUGCUCGGCUCCGGAUCCAGCUACGUGACCACCCGUGUCAUGGGCACGUUCGGCUAUGUCGCGCCUGAGUACGCUUCGACGGGCAUGCUGAACGAGAGCAGCGACAUCUACAGCUUCGGCGUGCUGCUGAUGGAGCUCAUCUCCGGGAAGAGACCCGUGGACUACAGCAAGUCUGUCGGCGAGGUGAACUUGGUGGAGUGGUUCAAGGGGAUGGUGGGGAGCAGGCGGGUGGAGCAGCUGGUCGACCCGCGGAUCGAGGAUCCGCCGGGGGCGAGGGCGCUGAACAGGGUGCUGCUGGUGUGCCUCCGUUGCAUCGACUCCGACGCGCACAAGCGGCCCAAGAUGGGGCAGAUCGUGCACAUGCUCGAAGGCGACGAGUUCCCCUUCCGCACGGAGCACCGGACGCCGAGGGCGACGCACCGGACGUCGCCAAACAACACGCGGCCGUUGCUCAUGUCGGAGAAGGUCGGAGCCGAUGAUUUGGACAGGUCGAUGUGGCGAUGAUGAUGAUGAGCAGCUGACAUUUUUCUCCCUCGACACACACGGUGUACAUUUUUUGGUUCGUUUAACGCGCCCGGCCGGGAUCCAGCGUUUGAUAAUGUUGUUGCUUUUGGGGGGGGGGGGGGGGGGGGUUUAAAUUGUGUUUGGCGUAAUGUAUAAGUGACACGAUGUUUUAAAAAGGCAAUGUCGUCCCUGACCAAACGUUGAUACGCUCCCUACGCGACUGAUGGCUUCGUGUUGAUCUGGCCGGGGACGGUUGAGUGGUUUUCGUCGUGGCAUGUGGCGGUGCUCUGCUACGCAUUUACAGUGCAAGUGCUUUACUCCAUU
This is a messenger RNA of Oryza sativa Japonica Group (Japanese rice), 1962 nucleotides long. Its product is annotated as probable receptor-like serine/threonine-protein kinase At4g34500. The record is from RefSeq and is a predicted model, not a curated record. NCBI's taxonomy places the organism in Eukaryota, Viridiplantae, Streptophyta, Magnoliopsida, Poales, Poaceae. Gene Ontology annotation, molecular function: ATP binding; protein kinase activity. Gene Ontology annotation, biological process: protein phosphorylation.